This is a messenger RNA of Ectocarpus siliculosus, 2623 nucleotides long. The record is from the annotation of a GenBank genome assembly. NCBI's taxonomy places the organism in Eukaryota, Phaeophyceae, Ectocarpales, Ectocarpaceae.
CUCUGCUUCGAGCACCUCCCCUGCCGCCCGAUGGUCGUCCAGCAGCACCGAUGUUGGGGGCUGUCUUUUCUCGCCGUGUACGGCUGGAUAGCCAGGGUGAAGCCUUCCGCAGCGCUAGUGGUCUCUUCAACAUCAACAUCGUCGAUGAUGAUGAUGUUGCCGUCAUCACCCAGAAUGACGAUGAUGGUGUCCGGCACAGGCAGUCGCCAAGCUCCCGUACAGCUCCCCUCGGGACGCUUCGCCGCGUGCUGGCCCGUAGGGCUGGGCCAGUACAACGGCGGGCCUGCGGUGUUCCUGGCGAACAAGCGUCGCAUCCUGGAUCCGCGCGAAGAGGUCCUGCCCAUCCCCAUCCCCGAAGAGGCUGCGCCGUUACUGAGCGAAGCCAUGCAACCGCGAGACGUGAGCGUCGCGGUCCUCCUCCGGACAUGCAGUCCGCUGUUCGGCCGAAACGGCGGAAUGUACGACAACAUACCGUGGGAAUGGAGUGGUGAUGAUAUGGCCAAGAGAGAGGCGUUCCAGAGAUCACAGGGCAAAGGCAUGAUGGACAUGGGAGCGAUUGUUGGCGGCGGCGGCGGCGGCGGCGGCGGCGGAGACUCGGUGACCCAGCAGCAGACGCAGGCCUUCGGCUCGGCGUACGGGCUGCUCGCCGACGUGGCCACCACCCUGUGCCCCGCCGACAUCCUUAGCCUGUUUGUGGAAGAGGAGGAGAGCGGAGCCGGCGGCAUCACGCUAGGAGCGUCGGCAUACCUUCGCCGACGGCCAGACGCGGAGGGAAGGGGUGGACAGAGGAGCAUCAUCGAGGUCACGACCGACGAAGCCGUAGGGGUUGCUCUUGCUCUCGGACGUCAGGUGUACGUGGACGAGGAAAUCUGGGAAGGAGGUCGCGUGCGGGUAAAGUUUGUCAUGGACGGGGACAAGAUGCGGUUGGAUCUCGACAACGUGGAGGGGAGAGACCUGUCGUCGACCUCCGAUAAGGAGGCCCCGCCGGUGCAGCCCCCGGCAUGGACGAUAAAGUCUAGGGGGGCCCUGUCCCGCAUGUCGGUGGAGGAGAAGCGGGAGUGCCUCAGGGCUACCGGCGUGCGGCCGCCAAGAAAACGGGCCCUGUCUGAAUCAGAGGACCCUGACAGAGACCUCGAAGACCUCAUGCUGCCACGAAUGGACGAAGCGGUCCGUCGAGAUGUGCUGAUGGCGAGGGCGUGGAGGGAGGGGGACUUCGCCACGGCUGGCGAGCUGUGCGCGGGGAAGAGCGAGAGGCACAUCGUUGCGGAGCAGCUGCAAGCAGCGUUGAAAGAUAACGACCAAGACUUGGCGAGUAUCCUCAUGCAGAGGCUCGAGAUCUUGGAGAGCUGCCGGAUGGACCCCACCCAGGACGAGGGUUCCUACCAGAGGGACCUCGACGUCGACGAGUGGUACGAGGCAGACCGCCGGAGGGCCAGACAAGGGUAAAUGAAGUGAAGACUCGAGACUGCCUUCAGGUUCACUCAUAUCGCAAAGCGGCCACACAAGUGAUCCCGAUUGUUCGUCGUGCGUUCUAUGACCACUCGAGGCGCGGGCCAGUUUAGCAUGGCGUCAUGAUGGAGGUGUGUGAUGUCGGGGUUCUACGUUCUACCACAUGGCUCAGGAUCUCUAGACUAAAGUAGGCCCAUCUCCACACCAAUACUGGCGGCCAGAAGUCAUGCUGUGGAUGGUUUGUGUGGCACCGACUGCAAGCGCUGGGGUAGGAAGGUUUGCACCCCGAAGUGAGCAAGUAAUCCCGCGUACACCUCGGAGAAAGAACGGCGUUAUUGCUAGUGUGACACGGCGGGCUGGCAGCGUCAAGGGUGUUGGAGGUCGAGCCCUGCUUCCCAACCUCCCCACACAACCCUGGGCAGCUUGUGAUCUUGUGCCCCAACUCUCUACCUCCAGCCACACCAGUCAAGCUUUCCUUACUUGCCCACGCCUGCCCCUUCUCGACGCCACGCUUGUCACCUGUGUCUGGUUUUGGCUGAGAGCUUUGCGUGGUGAAAAGAUGGUGGUCGUCACUCCUGUUGUAGCUUGAGGUAGAGCGGGGCACUCAAGUGGGAACAAAGCUGUUUCACCAGCCAGCACGUUUAACAUGGUCGAGUAAGAUCCCUGGCGGAAAAGCACAUGGUAACUAAGGUACUAGGGUGGUUCCCGGCUACGUUUGCUGUGUCGUUGCAGGUCCCAGGUCGUGCCUGGGUGUGUUCAUGUAUGUAAAUCCAGUCCAGUUGUUAGCAUCGCUUCCGGGUCAUAUUGACGGAAGCGGUGGAUGACUGCUGUAUCUAGAGUAAACGCCGCUGCUUGCUGGUGCCACGUUUUUGUUCUUGGUUUGUCUAACGGUCGUGUAGAGGAACGUCAUUGACACGGACCAUCAAACCAUGUUGUAGGGAUUGUUUGGGUGUUGAACAUAUAAUACGAGUGAAAACGAGUGAAUUAAUUUUGUGACCAACCUCUCUCUCCGUCGCGUGCGAGCUAGACGCGAGAGGCGAGGUGCGCGCCGAAUCGUAGGCUGCUGCCAGAACAGUGCUGCCGUAGUUGUUGCCCUCCUUUUUCACAUGUUUGGUUUGUGCAAGAUAACGUGAGGCCGCGUGAGGCAUCCUCUUUACCGCAGGGAGUUAAGUCC